This is a messenger RNA of Oreochromis aureus, 4546 nucleotides long. It is a transcript of the gene sart3, whose product is annotated as spliceosome associated factor 3, U4/U6 recycling protein. NCBI's taxonomy places the organism in Eukaryota, Metazoa, Chordata, Actinopteri, Cichliformes, Cichlidae. Gene Ontology annotation, biological process: RNA processing. The transcript is spliced from 19 exons. The record is from RefSeq and is a predicted model, not a curated record. Gene Ontology annotation, molecular function: RNA binding; protein binding. Bases 32 to 2878 code for a protein of 948 amino acids.
AGGCUGUUACCAGGCAGAUAGCCUUUCCAACAUGGCAGCGUCAAGCAACGCAGAGCAAACGCAGUUGCAAGAUAUGGAGGAGGAAGAUGCAGGGAUGGAGGAGAGGGAGAUGGAAUCGGACGAAGGCGAGGAGGAAGGCAUGGGAGUGGAAAAUUCAGACGAAGACGAGGAGGACGAUUCGUCAGAGGACGAGAAAGAAAAUGAAGCCGAGAUCCAGCGACUUGAGGAGCAGCUGUCCAUCAACGCUUUCGACUACAACUGCCAUGUGGAUCUUAUCAAGCUGCUCAAGCAAGAGGGGGAACUUUUCCGCUUGCGAAAGGCGAGGCAGAAGAUGAGUGAGCUUUUCCCUCUCACUGAAGAGAUCUGGCUGGAUUGGCUCAAGGAUGAAAUCCGUCUGACUGAGGAGGAGCCAAACCGAGAGAAAGUAUAUGAGCUGUUUGAGAGAGCUGUUAAAGACUAUAUCUGUCCCGAUAUCUGGCUUGAGUACGCGCAGUACUCGAUCGGCGGUAUGGGCUCACCGGGCGGAAUCGACAGGGUGAGAUCCAUCUUUGAGAGGGCGGUGACAGCAGUGGGGCUUCACAUGACCAAGGGACAGAUGGUGUGGGAGGCGUACAGAGAGUUUGAGAACGCCAUCCUGUCCACAGUGCAGCCUCCCCCUGGCAGGAUUCCCAGCCAUGAGGAACAGGAGAUGCUGAAGACCCAGCUUGAGCGAAUCCAUACACUGUUUCGCCGACAGUUGGCCAUCCCUUUAAUGGACAUGGAAGGCACCUACGCAGAAUAUGAGGAGUGGUCCGAACAUGGCGUCCCUGAGACGGUUAUGCAUCAGUACAAGAAAGCUUUGCAGCAGAUGGAGAAGUGCAAACCGUUUGAGGAGGCUCUGAUGGUAGCAGAAACUCCAAAGUUAGCAGAAUAUCAGGCCUACAUCGACUUUGAACUAAAGGAGGGCGACCCAGCACGGAUCCAGAUAACCUUUGAGCGCGCUCUGUCAGAGAACUGCCUGGUGCCAGACAUGUGGGCCAAAUACACCACAUACCUCGAUCGUCAGCUGAAGUUCAAAGACUUGGUUCUCUCCACUCAUGAACGUGCAGUCAGGAACUGCCCCUGGACCAUGGGACUGUGGAAGAGCUACCUGCUCGCUCUGGAGAGGCACGGAGCCGACCAUCAGACCGUGUCCGAUGUCUUUGAGAAGGCACUAAAUGCAGGCUUCAUUCAGGCUACUGAUUACGUGGAAAUUUGGCAGGCGUACCUCGACUACUUGAGGAGACGCGUGGAUUUCAGUAAAGAGUCAAGCAAAGAGUUAGAGGAAUUACGAGCAGCCUUCUCUCGAUCUCUGGACUACAUGAAACACGAUGUCGAAGAGCGGUUUGGUGAAAGUGGUGAUCCUUCUUGUAUCAUCAUGCAGAUCUGGGCACGGAUAGAGGCGCUUCACUGCAAGAACAUGCAGAAGGCCAGAGAACUGUGGGAUAGCAUCAUGACAAAAGGAAACGCCAAGUAUGCCAACAUGUGGCUCGAGUACUACAACCUGGAAAGGUCAUAUGGGGACUCGAUUCACUGUCGAAAAGCUCUCCACAGAGCAGUUCAGUGCACCUCAGACUACCCAGAGCAUGUAUGUGAAGUCCUGCUCAGCUUUGAGAGGGUGGAAGGUUCUCUGGAGGACUGGGACUUCGCUGUGCAGAAGACAGAGACCCGGCUGAACAGGAUUAAUGAACAGCGAGCGAAGGCAGCUGAGAAAGAAGCCAACCUGGCUCGGCAAGAGGACGAGAGAGCUGAGCAGCGGCGGAAAGCCAAGGUAGAAAAGAAGGCUCAGAAGAAGGUCCAGAAGGGAACACGAGCUGGGGAGAAGAGGAAAGCAGAACAGGACGAUUAUCAAGAUGAAUGGAAUGAGGACGCAGGUCCUAAAAGGCACCGAGGAAACGCUGACCAACCCACAGAUGAGUACAUGGAGACAGAGACUGGACCCUUUGGAAAGGCCACGCCCCCUGGAUAUAAGCCUGCUCCGCCUGCUACUAAAAAAGCCCCACAAGGAGCAGCAGCAGCUCCACCUGCCCACAGGCAGAAUGAAGACAACCUGGAGCUUCGAAAUGACAACAGCAGCGUGUUCGUCAGCAAUCUGGCGUACACCCUGGAGGAGCCAGAGGCGAAGCUCAGGACGCUGUUUGAGACCUGCGGUCCGAUCAAGCAGAUUCGCCCGAUCUUUACUGGUAAAGGAAGCUUCAGAGGCUACGGUUAUGUACAGUUUGAAUCCCCAGUGUCAGUCCCUGAAGCCCUGAAGCUGGACCGACGGGACGUGGGGGGCAGGCCCGUGUUUGUGUCGCCGUGUGUUGACAAAAACAAAAAUCCUGACUUUAAGGUGUUUAAAUACAACACGAUGAUGGAGAAACACAAAAUCUUCAUCUCUGGGCUGCCGUUCUCAUGCACUAAGGAGCAGCUGGCGGAAAUCUGCAAAAAUCACGGCACCAUCAAAGAAGUUCGUUUGGUCACGUAUCGCUCAGGAAAACCCAAGGGUCUGGCAUAUGUUGAGUUUGCAGAUGAAACCCAGGCCUCUCAGGCAGUGCUGAAAAUGGACGGCAUAGAAGUGGAGGGCAACAAAAUCUCUGUUGCUAUAAGCAACCCUCCUCGCAGAAACGCGACAGAUAAACCUGGGUCGAGCAGGCCCACGGGAGACGCGAUGCCUCGCCAGGUCUACGGAGCGAGAGGGAAAGGACGCACCCAGCUCUCCAUGCUCCCUCGUUCCCUGCACCGACAAUCCGCGCCCACCGGCAAAGUGGAGAACGGGAGCGCGGCGGACGGAGAGCCAGCCAGCGCAGCAGGAAAUGCAGCCGGAGAGCCGAAGCAGUUGUCAAAUUCAGACUUUGCCAAGAUGCUCCUCAACAUGUGAGAAGACAGGCGAGAGCGUGACGACCGCCUUCACACUGAAAGCCAUCUUGUGUCCUUACAAAUGGGUGUCCUUGAUUAAUUUUUUUUUCUUUUUUGUAACCGGUUACCUGAUGUCCCUUUAAUCCCGGUCAUGCUCUCACCAUCCGUUCUGCGAGAUUGCCUUAAAUCCCCAUCACGAGCCCUUUUCAAAGAGUGUGUCGGAUUGUUUUUGAUGGGUGUGUUUCGAAGGUGGCAGCCAGGAUGUUUUAUUAAAAGUGUAUCAUAUUUGUGUGUAAAUAUACUGUAUCUAAAAUUGUUGCAAGGUUUCCUUUUUUUGUUUUUCUCUUUUGUUGUUGUUGUUGUUGUUGUGCACUGUAAGGGACUUUGACAGAAGCAUAUGGGAGAGUAUUUUUUUAAAUAUUCAAAACAGCCAAACUUGUGAAUGUUGUUUUAAAUAGGUAUAUGCAAAAGUUUGGACGUGGUGUAAUAUAGUUGGUGUGUGUACAUAAUAUUGGAUGUGCUAGUGAUGAAAAGACACUCUCCAGAUGUUUUUUAAGGAGCCGAAAUCGUUUUAUUUCUUGACCUUAUAGUACAGCCGAUUCAUUAUUUUUUAUGUAACACCAUCUCCGAGUCACCAUGUAGUACUAAUGUCCAGUAUUAUUAUGCUACAGAGAACCUCUAAAGCUACUGUCAAAAAAAGACCUUUUAAGACGGCUUGAAAGCUGCCGUCCUGCGCCACACAGCUGAGGCUUGAGUUAAAGUAUUCACAGAUCUGUUUUAAGUAACCUCGCUUAUAUUUUUAUAUUUCUGUGUGUGGCCCGUCUGUUCAUUCGGAGAACAUCAGUCACAUUUAAAGAGGAAUGAAGGGUACCUGCCUGAAAUUUAAGAGGGUGCACAUAAGCAGGAAGCCGGCGAUUCUGAAGCGCUUUGAUGGCAGGAAACACCUGGCUCCGUGUGGGCCUCGUGAGGCUGUAGUCUGCAGCUCAGAAAGAAGAAAGGUUUUAUCCUUCAAGACAAUUUUCAGUCAUUAGUUUUGUCUACAUUGGCGAAUUUUUAAUUGGCUUUCACAUUAUUUGAUAUUAACCCUUGGAGAAAAUUACCACAGCAGAGUAUUUGGUGAAAAAGAGACGCUUGCAGCCCUCUAGCACUUAAUAUUGGAAGAAGACACCCAUUAGUCUAAAGUUGUUUUAAAAAAAGUGUGAAUAUAAACUCGAGCUGUUUUUAUAAGUGUGGUUUGGUUUUCUUUACAGAGUCGAUGUCGCUCUCUGGAAAAACAAGAGGAUGGUCAGAAUCUAUGCAGUUCCCAUUUCAGUAAUCCCGUGUUUCAGGGGGUCGAUGUCCACUCGUCUUGUUUUACACAUUAAUAAAAUUCUGUUUGUGUACAGGAUACUCGGUAAACAUGUUUAAAAAAAAAAAAAAAAGGUCAGCAUAGUUUGUGAUAAAUCUUAAGUUAUCAAAACAGAUGGGAUACAAGCUGUAUGUAUUGCUCUCACCGCAGUGGCCUAAUUAAAAAAGAAAAAGGAGAAAAAAAAGUUAAAGAUGUUGAAGUUGUAGAAGUCACCUUCUGUUUUAUGUCUAUACUAAAAAGGUUGUAUUCUGUUAUGUGCAUUGCUGUUUGUAUAAUUUCUAUAGUCAGUGUUUUACAUUUGGAAUAGAGGUAAAUAAUAAAAGGCUAUUUUUGUUUGUUUAA